AUGGUUAUUGAGACUAUUCCCGGUGCUACUCCAGGAAGCAAGCAAAGGUUUGACAGGUUAUAUGUUUGUUUCACAUCUCAAAGAGAAUCUUGGAUAGAAUCAUGUCGACCUAUCAUUGGGCUAGAUGGUGCAUUCUUGAAGUGGGAUAUUAAAGGGCAUCUACUAGCUGCUGUAGGAAGAGAUGGAGACAACAGGAUUGUGCCAAUUGCUUGGGCUGUUGUUGAGAUUGAAAAUAAUGUGAACUGGGAAUGGUUUGUGAAGCUUUUGAAAUCGGAUUUAGGACUGCAAGAAGGAGCAACAACAACAAUAAUAUCCGACAAGCAGAAGGGACUUGUGAAUGCUGUCAAGAAUGAGCUUCCAGAAGCUGAACACCGAAUGUGUUCAAGACAUAUCCUUGCAAACUGGAAAAGAGACAAUAAAGAUCCUGAAUUAGAGAGAUUAUUUUGGAAGAUAGCAGGAAGCUACACUCUAGGGGAUUAUCAAGAGCAUAUGGACACACUAAAAAAAUAUUGCUCAGGUGCCUUUAACUCCCUUCAGAAAACAAACCCCAAUACAUGGUCAAGAGCUUUUUUUAGGUUAGGAUCAGAUUGCAAUGACAACCUUAACAACCUUAGUGAGUCAUUCAACAAGACAAUUAGAGAAGCUAGAAAAAAGCCAUUGUUGGAAAUGUUAGAGGAUAUAAGAAGGCAAUGCAUGGUUCGUAAUGCCAAAAGAGCUAUCAUUGCUUCACAUAGUAAGACUAAGUUCACAAAGAAAGUUCAUUUGGAGGUUGAAAAGACUAAGGAAAAAGCAAAGGAUUGCAUCAGAUAUAUGGCAUGUGGGAAUGUUCAUGAAAUUGAUGAUGGAGGUGUCGCCUAUAGUGUUGAUAUGGAUUUGAAAACAUGCGGGUGUCUCAAGUGGCAGCUCAGAAGAAUUCCAUGUAUUCAUGCUUCAUGUGUAAUAACUGCAAAGAAACUAAAGAUGGAAGAUUUUGUGUCCAAGUACUACACAAGUGACAUGUGGAGAGUGACAUACUCGCGUGGUAUCAGGCCGGUGUAG
Messenger RNA from Brassica napus (rape), 1038 nucleotides. RefSeq lists its product as uncharacterized. The record is from RefSeq and is a predicted model, not a curated record. Gene Ontology annotation, molecular function: zinc ion binding. The coding region runs from base 1 to 1038 and encodes 345 amino acids. The transcript has 2 exons. Lineage: Eukaryota; Viridiplantae; Streptophyta; Magnoliopsida; Brassicales; Brassicaceae.